Messenger RNA from Phytophthora sojae, 1827 nucleotides. RefSeq lists its product as hypothetical. The transcript is spliced from 4 exons. Lineage: Eukaryota; Oomycota; Peronosporomycetes; Peronosporales; Peronosporaceae. Bases 1 to 1827 code for a protein of 608 amino acids. The record is from RefSeq and is a predicted model, not a curated record.
AUGGCUUUGGCGGUCGACGCCGCUCCUCCCGCGCGCUGGGCGUUCCUGUACCCGUGGUGUCGAGUCCUGCGAGGCAAGUUGCACCUGGAAGGCCGGACGGCUGAAAACUCGGCGCGGUGGGAGUAUCACUGGGUGGCGGUGAGGCUGCCGCAUGCCCCGGACCAAGCGGAUUCGCGAGCGCUCCGACGGAUUCGGGAGGCGCUGGAUUUGCUCGCGCGCGUGGCGUUGAUCGAUAACGCGGCGUGGAGAGCUCUCUUGGUGCAGCAGUGUCGUGUUCCAAGGGAUGAAGACGACCAACCGCUGGACUGUGAGCUGCACCCGCGGUUCCGCUUCGUGUUCAAUGAAAAGUUCGUGGAGCCAGGAGCUUUGUCGCCUGCAGCGGUUUGCAAGGGAUUUUUCGUGGCUGCAAGCACACAACGUGAGAGUGGCGACUACUUGGAAGCGAGGCGAGCUUUGGCGGAGGUGGAGGGAGCGCAGACUCGGAAGGGGUUUGACGUAGAGACUGCGAUCCCGUUUGAGCUGCAGUUCGAGCUCGUGACGCUGCCCGAUGACACGCUGGAGGCGCAUCUACGCGACUUAAAUACAGUGCUGGGGGUUAUGCAAGCUCAGCAAAGGCGUGGGGUUGCUGCGGGGGACUUGCUGCCUUUGAAGCUGGAGUCGAUUCGUCUCGAUGUUGGAGGAGUCAACAUGUCGUGGUCGCUGACCCAGAGACUGACGAGUUUGCUGAGCUCAGGACCGCCAUUUUCGUUGUUUGCGUUCUCCCUGAAGAAGCCCACCGAGCAGAACUACGAGGAAAUGCAAGAAUGUGUUGGCCGCUUCUUGCGGACGGUGGUGUGUGGGCAAGAAGCGAAGGAGGGGGGCGUUGAGACGCUCUCCGUUGGCUGCCAUGACUGUGACGAGUGGCAGUUCGCUGCUUUGUGCUCUGCGAUCGGCUCUGCGUCCGUGACCAAGCACCUUCGCUUGUAUGGCGUGUUCGGCAUGUCCGACAGCGCUGAGGUGAGAAGGUGGAAAUGGCAGUGGCUGGCAUACGCGCUGUUCAGGACGUCGACAGAUUCAUCGGUGGGGAGAGCUCUUAUCACAGCGGCCCAGCUAACUCGCGAGGAUGUGUUGGCUAUCGCUGUAACAAUCCACUCGAACUCUCCGCCUACCACAGUAUCGGCAGAGGUCGUGCGCGAGGAGAACCUGCUACAUCUCGGUGACUGGAGGCACGAUACCUACGGGCAGUUCUCAGAAGGCACGGAGCUCACACUUCUCGACCCAGUUCAAACAACCGAGCGCAGAUCAUCACCCAUUCUGCUAGAAGCAGACUCGUGGCUCCACAUUGUGAACGACGACGGUGACCACUUCGACCGGCGCCAGCACCUUUCAACGGGCAUUUCACCUUCUGGAUUGAAGGUGUUGACGCUCGCUCUUGCUGUCGUCUCUGGUCACGAUGGCGGCGAUGUGCUCGCCGACUUCCUGCAGCUCAUUGGGACGCUGUUGCUAUCGCUCGCUCUGUACGCAAUCGGUUCGUAUCCGAUCAGCAUGGCGUCUAUCGGCCAGGCGUGUCCACAGCUAACGGAUCUCUUCCUCGAAGGCGUCGAGCUGUUGAACCCCAGCGACUUCUGUCUCGACGUCGAGCGCUCCAAGUGCCACCUCAAGUGUCUGGGGCUUGUGAACGUCUUCCGCAGCAACGACCAGAUCACGCGACUGGCGCAAACCCUCGCGUCUCCAAGCAGCCGCAUCGCUCGAUACCUAACAGAACUCGGAGUAUCUGGAUCGGACACGUCGUGCUGCAUCGACCAAGCCAACCCAACCGCAAGCUCGCGUACCUCAGUCUCGGGAUGA